AUGAUUUGGUCGGCAGUCCCCAUCACCGCCGGGGGCAUUGUCUACACCAUUGGCUAUGCACUCAAGAUCGGUCCGGCUGGCGCCCCUGGUCCAAGCAUCAUCGCCACCAUUGGUGCUGCCGUGCUGCUGUAUGGACUCGUCAAUCGACUGCUCGUCAUUCAGGUUUCCAGACGAAGGCGUACCUUUCCUGGGUUCCUCCGGGUUGUGGCUAUAGACUUCAUUGUCGCUGGCUUCAUCAUCAUGAUGAUAUCGCUCGUAAUGGACUUUGUCAAGCUUUCGACACAGCCGCCGGAGCCCCUGCUCAGAGAUCAAGAGUGA
Acanthamoeba castellanii str. Neff is the source of this 318-nucleotide messenger RNA. RefSeq lists its product as uncharacterized. The transcript is spliced from 3 exons. Lineage: Eukaryota; Discosea; Longamoebia; Acanthamoebidae. The coding region runs from base 1 to 318 and encodes 105 amino acids. The record is from RefSeq and is a predicted model, not a curated record.